AUGAAUCAUUUGUCUGAGCUGCCCUUACCGAAGUACAUAUGGCAGGUUAUAAAGAACAGUUCGCGUACGGAGCGGCUGUCGUGUGCUGCAGCGCUCAUCGUGUUGAUUGUCUGCGUCGCCCUCAUUGCCUACUUCUCAGUUAUGACGAGCAAGUCUAGGGAAGAGGACAGAGCACCACACGAAUGGAGAAUCACUCGUGAAAUGUGGCUCGCACAGCCGUAUAACUACACGUAUUUUACAUACGAUUAUGAACCGCUGUUGUUGGUCGUAAUACAAAACACAGUCGGCCCACAGUGUCAUCGCUUCCAAGCCUGUGCAGCCGAACUCCGAAACUUGCAAGGCUGGUUCAUCAAGGACAUGGGCUAUGACAUCCCUUACAGUUUUGCGGUUGGCAACGAUGGGCGUGUGUAUGAACUUCGUGGCUGGGGAGUUGAAGGCGCACAUACACGUGGCUAUAAUAGAUGCUCUGUAGGCAUCGGGUUCCUUGGCGACUACAGAGGAGAGAUGGAAAAUCACGCGGUUGUAACUCCCGAACAAGAGAACCGAACUCAAUUAAUACUGGCAGAGGGGGUGAGGCUCGGUCACUUGCGGAAAGAUUUCGUAGUAGUAGGAGCCAGAGAUAUUACUGACUCGGCUAGCCCUGGCUCCAACCUCUAUAACGCAAUCCGUCAGUGGCCCAACUACGACCAUCAAAACAGGUUCAACGGACUCACAUGCGACCAGAUACGUGAAAAGUUCAAGGACGUACCUUUACGCGAAGUUCCCAAAGAUGAAAAGUAA
This is a messenger RNA of Danaus chrysippus (African queen), 780 nucleotides long. NCBI's taxonomy places the organism in Eukaryota, Metazoa, Arthropoda, Insecta, Lepidoptera, Nymphalidae. The record is from the annotation of a GenBank genome assembly.